This is a messenger RNA of Monopterus albus (swamp eel), 4433 nucleotides long. RefSeq names its product potassium channel subfamily K member 10. The coding region runs from base 40 to 1803 and encodes 587 amino acids. The transcript is spliced from 10 exons. Gene Ontology annotation, biological process: stabilization of membrane potential; potassium ion transmembrane transport. NCBI's taxonomy places the organism in Eukaryota, Metazoa, Chordata, Actinopteri, Synbranchiformes, Synbranchidae. The record is from RefSeq and is a predicted model, not a curated record. Gene Ontology annotation, molecular function: outward rectifier potassium channel activity; potassium ion leak channel activity. Gene Ontology annotation, cellular component: plasma membrane.
AUUGAACAUCUUGCCUUUUGGUCGUGAACAAAAAUAGAGAUGAAAUUUCCAAUAGAAAACCCAAGGAAACAAGUUAACUGGGACCCGGAACAAGAGUUGCAUCAUUGUAGACAACAGACCCCGCCCAUGUCUCUGAGGCACUCCCAAUUCUCCAGUCUGAGAGAGCCUGGCAUGGUGAAGUCGAGUCUAGUCCAGGCUAGCGUUGCCACCAUGCAGAAUCCGAUGGGCUAUGACCCUAAGACCAGCGGACACUGUGCACUGCCGCGCCUGUCCAUUUCCUCCCGCUCUGCCAGCGUGGUAGCCAGCAUGGACACCAGCUGGGACGGCUCAGCUGCUGCGCUCCACUCUGUAAUGAAGUGGAAGACAGUGCUUGCAGUGUUUGUCGUGGUUGUUCUCUACCUGGUUUGUGGAGGUCUGGCUUUCAGGGCACUGGAGCAGCCAUUUGAGAGCAUCCAGAAGACCAGCAUCACCCUGGAGAAGGCUUCUUUCCUAGGAGUGCAUGUGUGUGUGUUACCACAAUGUAAAAAUACUCUGUUGCAACAUGCAAUAGAUGCUGUGAGUGCAGGAGUGAGCCCUAUUGGAGACACAUCCUACAACUCCAGUUACUGGGACCUGGGCAGUGCAUUCUUCUUUGCCGGAACUGUCAUCACAACCAUAGGUUAUGGUAACAUAGCUCCAAGCACGGAAGGUGGGAAAAUCUUUUGCAUUCUUUAUGCCAUAUUUGGCAUCCCUCUCUUUGGCUUCUUGCUGGCGGGGAUUGGAGACCAGCUGGGAACUAUCUUUGGGAAAAGCAUCUUGAGAGUUGAGAAGAUAUUCAGGCAAAAACACAAACAGAUCAGCCAAACGAAGAUAAGAGUGACGUCCACCAUCCUGUUCAUCUUGGCUGGCUGCAUUGUCUUUGUUACUAUCCCUGCUGUCAUCUUCAAAUACAUUGAGGGCUGGACCACACUGGAGGCCAUCUACUUUGUUGUGAUCACUCUCACCACAGUGGGAAUAGGAGACUAUGUGGCAGGUGGAAACCGUAGAAUUAAGUACAAGAACUGGUACAAGCCACUGGUGUGGUUCUGGAUCUUGGUGGGUUUGGCGUACUUUGCAGCCGUCCUCAGCAUGAUUGGAGACUGGCUGCGAGUGCUGUCUAAAAAAACCAGAGAGGAGGUUGGGGAGUUCAAAGCUCAUGCAGCUGAAUGGAAGGCAAAUGUACGAGCUGAGUUCCGUGAAACUCGACGCCGCCUGAGUGUUGAAAUCCAUGACAAGCUCCAGCGGGCCGCCACCAUCCGCAGCAUGGAGCGCCGUCAGCUCGGCCUGGAGCAGCGAGCUCACUCCCUGGAUAUGCUGUCUCCAGAGAAGCGGGCCAUGUUUGCUAGCCUGGAUGCUGGACGUUUCAAGACUUCCUCCCAGGAGAGCAUCGACACCAAGCUGAACAACCUGAGGCUGAAAGGGGCCUGUGAGCCGUACGAUCAUCAGGGGAGUGAGCAAGCGCAACAGACAGCUUCUUCUUCAGAGGAGAAUCUCUUCAACCUACGUUUUGGAUCACUCACCAAGUUGGCCAGACGCAACAAGAACCGUGAGCUGAGGAGGAACAUUCCUGAAGAUGUGCGACGGGCAAGCAUAGGCAUAAACAAUGGUAGUACCAUGUUGGGGGAAGAGAGGGCAGAGGAAGAAGGGGAUGGGGACCCAGGUGAGGAAACUGGGGAAAGGAAAGAGGGAAACACCAGUUUGACAAACCUGUCACAGUAUGCAGUGGAACACACCAAGAUGAAUGGGUACAUACCAGCACAGGUCAAAGAUAAAGAGAGCAACUAGGUAUGGAAAGGAAGAGCAUUCCAGCCACAGACAAGCAGAGAGAUGUAGACUGCAAGGGCAGAGAGUGAAAGGCACUCACUCAGAUUCAGAACAAGAGUGCACGGUCCUUUGAGAUGUCAAAAAUGUGCCUUUCCGUUUCCUAUGCUUAUUUGGAACUGGUCCCAGGAAAUUCAGUCAUUGUGCCAUAGCCAUGGGAAGAAAAUGUGUUGCCAAAAAUGAAUAAAGAGAGAAGAUGUAGUUAAAAUACCUCACUACGGAUGUUACUGUACAAUAGGCUACUAAAACAUGUUCAUUUCUUCUGAACUGUCUUUCCAGCUUUGUUGUCUUUUUAGCCCUUGUGGUUCCAAUGAUGCACUCAGGCAACAACCUCAUGUUGAAUCUUAUUUUUUAACAAUGUGACCAGGACAUGCAUAAAGCUAAAUUCAUAUCAUCCAUCUUCAAAAACACUAUCAAUCUUCGCUUUGUCUUCUCAUACUGUGGGGGCCUUUUUUUUUAGCUCAACAGCCUGCUACUAAAAGGACUUCAACUUUGAAUGAAUGGAGAGUGGGAUGUUGUGUUUCCACUGGAUCAAUAGACAAUCUAAAUAUUUGUCCAGCUGACAUGUACAAUUAGUCCUACAGGAUAUGUGACUUUGAAAAUGUAGCCUUACGGUAUAAACUACUUCAUACAGUGAAUGAGCUCAUAAGAAAGAAACUAUUCACCUUGAUUGUGCAUGGUUAUUAAAGCGCAACAAUAGACAGCCAUACACCGACUUAAAGGCUUGAGGUUCUAUGAUAUUAAUAAAAAAAAACUAAAUUGUGCUGCUUUCAUCCAUAUUAGGUACCAUAAAAAAAAAAAAGAAAAGAACCAUCAACGAGGAAUCCCCCUGAUAAAAGACAGACAUAAUCACAUUUGGCAAUGAGAUUGUCAUCAAUGUUUUGAACUGUUUUAUUUUGCAUAUGACAUUCACCUUGUCACAUGUCUUGACUGUGAUGCUAUUGAUUUUCUAUUCACCAAGCACGUUUGCGUCUAUGUUUAACCCUGUUUUUUAAUCAACAAAGCAUUUUGUUCAGAUUUUCCACUGGCCUGUAUAAUAUGACCUCAAUAUAUCAUACUUUGGUUUUGUUUCUUUUCUAAAACACAUCCUGAAGUUCCUCAAGGUUUACUCACUGAAAUGUUUGGCACAUGAACAUUUCAGCUUCACUUGCAUUUUAGGAACUGACACACUGCCUACUUUAAAUUUCACUGAAUUAUCAAAUGUAUCCCUGGAGUGCAUUGCAUGAAUCUAUAAGGUGACUUACACACACACUGGUUGUGCUUGUAACUUGUUUAUCUGAUAUGAAUAGCAUUAACCUUUCCAUGACCACGAUCACAUGAACAGAUUAAAUAUAGUGAGUGCCUUUUUCCAAAUAAUAAACACAACAGAACACAUUCAAAAUGCGGUAAUCGUUAUAUUAAUGACUCCAUUAGCAUAUUAGCUCAGUAUAUCCAUGUGGUCUUGCAAGGUAUAUUGGGAAAGCAUUGCUUUUGUGAAGGCAGUGCAACAAAAUUAUUUGCCAGAAUUAAAGCCAUCAUAGACCUUCUUCACUGCAGACAAUGUGACUUUACCAGUUGUAUGUGACCAGUGUGCCACUCUUCCAGGACACAGGGCAACCCUGUGACUGUGUUACUUUUACACAUUUGAUUUUCUGUCCAGAAUAUGUGGGCGCAUGUAAAAGGGGCGGUUCAGUUGAAUGGUUUGAGAACAUAACUUUUCAGAUUUUGGGCCAAGCACACACUCUUCCAUUGCUAAUAAAACAUGCACAUCCUUUUAUAUUGAACACUGGUACAGCAUUGGCAGAGUUACGUCUGGUACUGUAAGUGGCCGUGUAUGUUCCCUAUAAAGCCUGUGACAUAAAAAUUGUUGUAUUUGACAUCCGAUGUAAUGAACUUAAUUUCCUGUACAACACUUUCUGGUAAACCAGUAAAUGUGAAAAUAUUCGCUGGCAUUUUAUGUAGUUAUCGAAAAUACAGUAAAUAUUACUAUGUAUUAUAUAUGCACUAAACUAUUUAAUGGUAUUAUGUGGUAAGGGAAUGAGGACAAAAACAAAACUAAAUCACGCAGAGACACACUGAAACAUCUUCUCAGUUUACUCACACACAAUAUGUCAACCACAUACUGCGCAGCCUUGAAUUUAUUUUUAUCCAUUUUCUUUUUUCACUCCUCUCUAAAAUGAAUCCUAACAAGUUUAAAAAACACAUUAUCACUGUGAAUUUGCAUUGAUGCACCUUUUGAGUAAUUAAAUGACAGAAUCCAUUAUUAUGUAACUGAUUCCUGGUGUGUUGCUGAGCAGAACCCAACGUCUCCAUCCAUGCAUGUCGAGCUCAGACUCACAGUCAUGCGUGUCAAAGUGUAUUUGGAAUCCAGGAAAAAGAGCCAGCUGACAGUGCCACGAAGGAAAUACAGCAGGGAGGCAAUUCAAUAAUGAUAGUGCUAUAAAUUACAUCUUAUGGAAAAUGGUGUGUGUGUGUGAUUCUCCUUUAAACAACCUCGACCUGCUCCGCCCCCCUCUUCUCGCUCGCUCUGUCCCUUUGCUCUGUGCCUCUUCAACACAUUAUGAAUCGACAGUGGAUUUUAUUCUCAGAUGUUUUAUAGUUUCUAAUCUAUUGUA